Messenger RNA from Chanos chanos (milkfish), 1178 nucleotides. RefSeq names its product estrogen-induced osteoclastogenesis regulator 1a (gene eeig1a). The transcript is spliced from 11 exons. Bases 1 to 1149 code for a protein of 382 amino acids. The record is from RefSeq and is a predicted model, not a curated record. Lineage: Eukaryota; Metazoa; Chordata; Actinopteri; Gonorynchiformes; Chanidae.
AUGGCUUUUUUAGUUAAAAAGAAGAAAUUCAAAUUUCAGACGCAUUUUACGUUAGAAGAGCUGACAGCUGUACCCUUUGUCAACGGUGUCUUGUUCUGCAAGAUCAGGCUAUUGGAUGGGGGAGACUUCGUCACAUCAUCCUCCAGAGAAGAGGUUCAUGAGAACUGCGUCCGCUGGAAGAAGAGGUUUUCCUUUGUGUGUAAAAUGAGUGCCAACCCCACCACGGGCGUUCUAGACACCUGCAUCUGUCGCGUGUCCGUGAGAAAGGAACUCAAAGGAGGAAAAGCAUACUCAAAGCUGGGCUUUGCUGAUCUGAACAUGGCGGAGUUUGCUGGCUCAGGCUCCACGGCAAGAUGCUGUCUACUGGAGGGUUACGACACCAAGAACACGCGACAGGACAACUCCAUUCUGAAGGUGACCAUUGGAAUGACCCUUCUCUCUGGAGAUCCAUGUUUUAAAACCCCCCCGAGUACUGCCAAGUCCAUAUCCGUGCCUGGUCGGGACCACUCCCUGCAGCUGGACUGUAAAGGAGAAGGCACUGCUGAAGUCACUGUACCCCGUCUGACGAAAACCCCGAGCCUCCAUCCUGAAGUAAAUGUUAUAUUAUGCUCUACAGGACUGUCAGAGGAGGGUGAUCAGAGCCAGUCCAGCCCAGACGAAUCUUUCCGUACUGGACACUCGCGAAACUCCAGCUAUGCUAGCCAGCAGAGCAAACUGUCAGGCUACAGUACUGAACACUCCUGCUCCUCCAGCCUCUCUGAUCUUACUCACCGCAGAAACACCUCCACGGGCAGCAGUGCAUCGGGAGGUUUCAGUCUGAGCACAGAUGCUCCCUCAGAGGGGGAGAUCCGCUCAGAGAGACCCCCUCGUCCACCGCGCCCCUUUAUGAAUUUUCUCUCUGUGUCCUUCAGGAGAAAGCAGGACUCAGUGGAGAGUCACCCAACCUGGGUGAACGAUACACGAAUGGAUGCAGACGAUAUUGUGGAGAAGAUUGUUCAGAGUCAGAACUUUGCCGACAUCAGUAACAAUGAAGAUAGCAAUCUGAGACUGUUUGUCAGUAGAGAUGGAACAACUGCACUGAGUGGAAUUCAACUAGGAAACAGGGUGUCUGCUGGUGUGUAUGAGCCCGUGGUGAUCGAGAGCCAUUAGAACCCUGGCGGUUCUAAGUGUCUACCUUU